Messenger RNA from Phragmites australis (common reed), 1855 nucleotides. RefSeq names its product protein LAX PANICLE 2-like. The transcript is spliced from 4 exons. NCBI's taxonomy places the organism in Eukaryota, Viridiplantae, Streptophyta, Magnoliopsida, Poales, Poaceae. The record is from RefSeq and is a predicted model, not a curated record. Gene Ontology annotation, biological process: multicellular organism development. Bases 333 to 1307 code for a protein of 324 amino acids.
UCUCUUGUUUCUCUCUCUUCAGCGUGGAAACUAUAUUUGCUCUCCUCCGAAGUCUCCUCUCUCUAAUAUCUCCUGCCCCGUGCCAUGCUACUACUGCUCCCUCUCCUCUUCCACCUCCUCUAGCUACUUCCCCCUCUCUUUCUCGCCUACCUAAUACCCUCUGUCUCUCUCUCCUCCCGUCUCGUCGCCAGUAGCUCACACGCACCGUCGCGUCUGCCUCGCACGUGCGCGCGCGUAGCGAGCCAAGGAGAUAGGAGGAAGGUUCAUACGAGGCGGCGCGCUGGGCCGGGCUGGGCCUGCCGGGCGGAUGGCAUGAGCCGGCGGCGGCCCGGAUGGUCCCGGCUCGGAACCUGCAGCUCCUCCGCGACGCGCAUGGCACGCCCUUCGCCGCCGGCAUCAUCGGCGUUGACGCUGUGACGAAGGCGCCGCCACCAAGCCACAUGGCCCAGGAGCCCAUCGACCACCAUCAGGAGCCGUCCAAGCAGCGGCCGCUGCCGCCGCAGGAGAGGCAGGCGGACCAGGAGAACCGAUACGGGGAGGCCGAGGCGCUGCCACCGCGGCCGCUCCAGCCCGUGGCCACCAAUCAAGAAGCAGCCGGCACCAGCGGCGGCGGGAGCAGCGGCAACGGCGGCGGCAGCGGGGACUGGCUCCGGCUCGGCCUCGCCCCGGCGUCACCGGGCGCGGGUUCCCAGCCCGACCUCUUCGCGGACCGCGCGGGGCGGCUGCUGUCGCAACCGCGGACGGAGGUGCUGCCGGGCAUCGGCAUGCCGCCCGGGGCCUUCCUGCGCCAGGCCGUGCCCGGCAUUCCGCAGGCGUCCAUAUCUCUGCCCGUGCCGCGCGCCGGGCCACCCUGGAGCCCCUCGGCGGGGCCGCUGCCCCCGCUGCUUCCGUUCGCGCACCGCACGUUCUACACGCCCGGCGCCGGCGCGUCUGGCCUCGACAUGAUCAGAGUCGUUCUGCCGCCGCCGGUCGUGUCCGCAGCCGCCGGCGUCUGGUUUGCACUCCAGGCAGCACCGCACCAAGGGAGAGCGCCAUUCUUGCCUCAGAUUCCAAGAAGCUACCUACGGAUUAAGGAUGGGAGGGUGACAGUUAGAUUGUUGAUCAAGUACCUGGCUAGCAAGUUUGGAUUGGAAGAUGAGGCUCAGGUGGAGAUCACAUGCCGAGGGCGACCGCUCCUCCCGUUCCUGACCCUGCAGCAUGUCCGGGACAGCAUCUGGUGCCAGGGGGACGCCGUCUCGCCGGCGGUGGCGCCAGACAUGUCGGCCGCUACCCACCUCAUGGUUUUGCAGUAUGGCAGAAGACCGUAGUAGACAGACAACCAACCCUCCUCCGAUGACACUCACAAAAAUGUAGAUUCUUGCCCUCUUAACCAUUUGCCGGCACGGCUGUGACCGUACCGACAAUAGGUGGCAUGACGGACGACAAGUUCCUGACCGCCUGCGCUCGCGCGCUGCUGAUGAUCUACUGAAGAACAACAGAAGGAAAGGAGAGUCCCCCCCCCCCCCCCACCUCACAAUCGGCGCGGUAGUUCAUCGGCGCACCAGAGAAUGUUUUCUCCACAGAAUUGUGGGAGAAAACAGCUGUUAGAUGAAUCUGUGACAAGAAGAGAAUUUCACUGAAGAGUAGUGACUUCCAAGCCAUUUUGGCCUUCACCUGAUUUACUAAUUCCAGAGUUCUGCUGUUACAUUUUGUUAUCUGCUUCUUGCUUCUGUUCUUUGUGCUGGAAGCAGCCAAUGUUCUUCUUACUAAAGACAUUCCAGAGCAAACUUGACAUCUCACUGAGAAUUUUAUUUGUUCAUGACUUGACCAUGAGAAAAGCUCUUACUUUUUGGUUCAGUGGUUUUUCCCACAGCAA